AUGUCAGCAGAUACGGAGAGCGAUACACCCCAAAUUCGCCUGACAAGUACAGCGACGACUUCUUUAUACACACAGUAUCUUGAAUAUACGCAAGACCUACCGGAGUAUCCUCAAACGCACACAAAGGGCUUUGCUUAUGUUGUGUCUUUAUCGCAAGGAAUAGAUACAAAAAUAGAGGAGGCAAUUGAAAGUGUGCAAUAUGGGAUGCAACGAAAUCAUACGAAACGCCCUUCAAUUUCUCAGUCUAUCUUCGGUGAUAUGGGAUAUUUCCAUAGCACAAGCACUUGCACAGGGGUGAAGGUCUACAUCUGGGAACAAAUUCGAGCUUUUCGAAAUAAAGUUCCCUUUAUACCUACAGAGGAUCCCCAGAGACGUGCGAUCGGGGAAUACCAAGCUCAUCAACGGCUUUUUGAGCCAAGCAAUCAGCGAACCACCUGUCUUCCAAGGCUUGAUACUUAGCAAAUCUUCGACAGACUCAUUGUGGCACGGUUGAGCGCCGAGCUACAAGGCUCCAGUUUUGCGAAGCUCAACACCCACAAGGUUGUGCAACGACUGUUAUCAUUUCCAGCGGGACAAGACUUGAAUGGUGUGAUAUUUGAGAUGGAGACGAAUCAAAAAGUGCAGGAUUAUGUUCAAGGGGUUUUCACCGAUGAGGGCCAGAUGGUCAUUUGUCUCACAAUUGAGCAAGCUUCUUUACUAGUCAAUGGUGAGCCAUUUGAAGUAGAUAUGGCAGCUAAGCGGCUUUGUCGCGCGGACUUAAGAGAGGUAGUCUUUGCAAGGAAGAUCAAGGAUCGUCAACGAAAGGCUAUCGUGAUGGACAUGGACACAAAGCAAUAUGGAGAAGUAUCAACUUCUGAAGGAUACUAUGAAGCUCUUGAUUGGAUAAUUGAGCGCUUUUCUUCUUAUAGCUUUAUCCGCGAGUGGGCAAAGCAUAAGAAGCAAAACUGGAUAGCCCAAGGCCUCUGCCAAAGCUGCUCACCUAUCCCAAUAGCCAUCUUUCGCUAUUUACGCAAGAACACAAAUGCUGUUGAGCAAACGCACCAUAAGGGAAAUGCUCGUGGGCGUAGAUUGACUCUACUUCAAGCAUUGAUCAAUGGUCGGCAGAUCGAUGAACUUGAUAUACAGCAAUAUAAUGCCUGGAAGCUCUCAGGAAUCCGGCCUACUUACCGAGCAGGUGGUAUUUCAGCGGAGUACGACCGCUUUAUUGACCGAUCGCUUCAAAACCAGCAAAGACGGUCAGAGUCCACUAUAACCUAUGAUUCAGAUGAAGAGCAAGCUCUUCGAUUUAGUGGUCGUUCUUCUACAUCUGGUGUGCCAAUUCCUAUCAGAGUAUCAAGAUCACGAGGGGGAUCCCGGAGGUCAAGCAGCCUACAGCAACGCGCAACGUCUAAUGCCCAAACGAUAGAGGAUCACUCAGCAGCUACAAAUCUACAGGCACAGAUUGAUCUCGAAGUUCUUAAGGCACAAUUACUUGAACAGCAGAUCAAAACGAAAAAACGAGAGAUAGAGCUAGCAGAACUAGAGGAGGAACAGGCUAAAAAGAGGCUUGCUCGUUAA
Penicillium canescens is the source of this 1557-nucleotide messenger RNA. RefSeq lists its product as uncharacterized. The record is from RefSeq and is a predicted model, not a curated record. NCBI's taxonomy places the organism in Eukaryota, Fungi, Ascomycota, Eurotiomycetes, Eurotiales, Aspergillaceae. The coding region runs from base 601 to 1557 and encodes 318 amino acids. The transcript is spliced from 15 exons.